This is a messenger RNA of Sparassis crispa, 438 nucleotides long. RefSeq lists its product as hypothetical. Bases 1 to 438 code for a protein of 145 amino acids. The transcript has 3 exons. Lineage: Eukaryota; Fungi; Basidiomycota; Agaricomycetes; Polyporales; Sparassidaceae. The record is from RefSeq and is a predicted model, not a curated record.
AUGUUUAUCCCGCAGACAAUUCAUGCCCUUAGUAUGAUGCAGAGUUCCGUGGCCAUGCUAGCACUGGCUUCAUUAGCAGUCCUCGUCGUGUCUCAUCAUAGAAGAAACGGGCAGUUCCUCACCGAGUCGCAAGAAGAGAUGAUCCUCAUCGGGGCGUUCGGGCUGUUCUCGUUCGGUGCGUGCGUUCCCGGAGCUUCGACGAGUCGCAAGCGUGAUUUUGAGACACCCGCCGCGCACACAGCCGUUCUGAUAGCUCUGCGCGCCUUUAGGCAGCGCACCAUGGACCCGGGCCAGGCGAGCGAGACGAGCCUCGCGGGUGCGAUGCGGGAAGGGCGGGCGAAAUCCGCGAUGGAACCAGGGUUCACGCGCGGGCGGAGACCGUACUACUGUUCGAGCGAUGCUGCGUACUGCGUGGUGGAGGAGUGGACGUACUUCUGA